Gossypium raimondii (Peruvian cotton) is the source of this 1453-nucleotide messenger RNA. RefSeq names its product cation transporter HKT1;3-like. Gene Ontology annotation, molecular function: monoatomic cation transmembrane transporter activity. Gene Ontology annotation, biological process: transmembrane transport; monoatomic cation transport. Gene Ontology annotation, cellular component: plasma membrane. Lineage: Eukaryota; Viridiplantae; Streptophyta; Magnoliopsida; Malvales; Malvaceae. The coding region runs from base 1 to 1398 and encodes 465 amino acids. The transcript is spliced from 3 exons. The record is from RefSeq and is a predicted model, not a curated record.
AUGUCAAAUUUUAGAGCUCCCUUAGGUUAUAGUUCAUCAAAGCUCAAUAGAGUAUGCCACAUCCUUAGUGUGAAUCCAUUUUGGACACGUAAUUUUUAUCUUCUUAUCAUUUCUUUGCUGGGUUUCUGGAGUCUCAAUGUUUUGAAACCGAGAACAAAUUUUUCUAAACUCCGAAAUCUAGAUCUUUUUUUCACCUCCGUAUCGGCAACCACGUUAUCGAGUAUGUCCACCAUUGAAAUGGAGAUUCUUUCAAAUCCCCAACUCAUUGUAGUGACCAUUUUGAUGUUCAUAGGUGGGGAGGUAUUCACUUCCAUGGUUGGACUUUUCAUUGCUCAAAACACAUUCAAUAAUAUUGAUGAACAUUUGUUGUACCAUUCAAUCAUGUUUUUAAGCUUUAUCAUUUUGGGUUAUCUUUUAGUGAUUAACCUAUUAGGUAUAGCCAUGGUUUUUCUUUAUAUAUCCCUUGUUUCAAAUGCUCAUAGGACACUAAAAAGCAAAGGACUAAACCUAUUCACAUUCUCAAUUUUCACCACUAUUUCAAGUUUCACCAAUUGUGGUUUCAUUCCUACAAAUGAAAACAUGUUGGUCUUCAACAAAAACCCAGGUCUCUUCCUUGUAAUAAUCCCUUUAGUUAUUCUAGGUAACACAUUAUUCCCUACGUGUUUGAGAUUUUCGAUAUGGGUUUUAGGGAAAUGUGUGAAUAAAGUGAGAGAUUAUUGUGAUUAUUUGUUGAAAAACACAAAGGAAAUUGGGUUCCAUCACUUGGUUUCGACACGGUGCUCGUUUUGUUUGGUCGGCACAGCUUUUGGGUUUGUGGUGAUUCAGGUUGUGUUGCUUUUUGCCAUGGAAUGGAACUCGAAAUCUUUGAAAGGGUUGAAUCCUUAUGAGAAAACAAUUGGGGUGUUGUUUCAAAGUGUGAAUACGAGACAAGCCGGUGAAACAGUCGUUAACCUGCCGGCGAUGUCCACCGUCAUACUGGUUGUUAUCACCGUCAUCAUGUAUCUUCCUCCUUAUACAUCCUUCCCAUUUGUAAAUGAUGAGGAAGAGCAACAUCAACAACAAAAGAGAAAAAGAAAAAUUGCAAAGAAAUUAUUAUCACAACUUGCUUAUAUUUCCAUUUUUGUAAUGCUUAUUUGCAUAACAGAGAGGAAAAGUAUGAAAGAAGAUCCCCUUAAUUUCACUCCCUUCAAUAUUGUAUUUGAGGUGAUCAGUGCAUAUGGUAAUGUGGGAUACACAAUGGGUUAUAAUUGCAAGCUAAGAUUAAAAGAUGGGGCUAAUUGUGAGGACAAAUGGUAUGGAUUUGUGGGAAAAUGGAGUGAUGCAGGCAAAACUAUUCUCAUUGUUGUCAUGUUAUUUGGAAGAUUAAAAAGAUACAACAUGGGUUGGAAGUUCUCAUAAUUGUAAAUAAAUAAUUUUAAUUUAUUCAAUUCAACCUGUAUGAUUUAUGUGGAUA